Molecule: messenger RNA, 2073 nt
Organism: Pyrenophora tritici-repentis Pt-1C-BFP
Lineage: Eukaryota; Fungi; Ascomycota; Dothideomycetes; Pleosporales; Pleosporaceae
Product: NHP6B, Chromatin-associated protein containing the HMG domain protein
Biological process (GO): regulation of gene expression
Cellular component (GO): nucleus
Molecular function (GO): protein binding
Source: RefSeq, a predicted model, not a curated record
AUGGCAAUGGCAAUGACAAUGACAAUGACAGUAGCAGUGGCAGUGGCAGUGGCAGCGCGGGUGCAGAUGAAGCGGCUGCUAUAUGACGAAGGCCAAAGCCAUGACACCAUGGUAGUUCCAAACCCGAAAGACGGUCCCAGAUGCAAAAAGUCGCAUUUCGCAGUCGUCCACCGUCACUCGCGCUCGUCAGCUCGGAGCCCAGCGGUCCGCGUCGUAACCACGGAGAGAUUCCUGAUAUGCGCAGAAGCAGAUGCAAACCGCAAGCUCCCCGUGCAGACGUGUGGUGCGUGCAGCUCCCUGUCUCUCCCUUGUCCGCAGUCCGCGCUGGUGCUGUCAAGCCCGCCUGCUGCCCGCCGAUCGCCUGCUCUGAUCGCAGGCGCCCGAGCCGCCGUCAACCAUUUCCUUUUCCAUCCCUGUACACUAGUCCCGCAAUACCCGACUAUCAUCACUUACGCCCCAUCUGCAACCAUUGCCACUAGUCUUCUCAUAAUUGCACCCAUAUCCGACCUUCUCUGGUCAUCGCCUUCCCAGAGUCGGUCGCUACACCACGACAAUAACGCGGCCGCGCCAACGCCUUCCUACAUGAGCGACCUGAGAGACCGUCUCGCGCGAUUGGGACUGUCCCAAUACUACCAAGUACUCGCGGCCGAAGGCUUUGACACUUGGGAUACUGUUCUCGACAUAACAGAAUCAGACCUAAGUCAUCUCAACGUCAAGCUUGGCCACCGAAGGAAACUUCAAAGGGCCAUCGCCGAGUCGCGCGGACAGUCUUCCGACAGGCCUCUUCCUAUCAAUCUCGCACGAGCCGGAAGCACUGCCGGGUCUUAUCGAAGUGACGACUCAGGUCCUGAGAGCAAGACCAAGCCGCCCGAUUCUACUCAACCACCUCCUAGUGGAACUGGUGCCAAGAGAAAGUAUCGACGACAUCCAAAGCCCGACGAGCAUGCUCCAGAGCGUCCUCCUUCAGCUUAUGUCAUAUUUUCAAACCAGGUUAGAGAGUCGCUAAAGGGCCAAGAUCUUUCCUUUACAGAGAUCGCCAAAGUCGUUGGCGAGAAAUGGCAGGUGUUGCCUGCUGAGGAACGUGAGGGCUGUGAACGACAAGCCAACGGUGCAAAGGAGAAAUACUAUGCUGAGUUGGCAGAGUACAAAAAGACUCCACACUUCGAAGCCUAUCAAAAGUAUUUGGAAGACUUCAAAGCGAAGCAUUCGGUACCGACCAAAGGUCUGUACCCCACUGCCAGUAACUCGAAACGCAGACCAUUAACCGUCUCAGAAGGCAAACGUUCGAAACUGGAUACUGAGACCAGCACCUCAACACGAGCUGGCAGUUAUGAACAAAACGAUCGAUCAGUAAAUAGGAGACUAAGUUCAACCCAGCCAGACGCUUAUGCAUCAGGACAACAGAAGCCGGAUUCCAGUCAAUCCACCGGCCCUUCGCGUCUUCCACCUGGUCCGCUCUAUGCUUCGAAACCGACAUCACCCAUCAACCGUCCGCUUUCAGGCUUCAACUCCCCCCGCUCGGGCGAGCAGUUCUCUCCAGCUUCUGCGUCCCCAAGGCCAGCUCCUCUGCAAAGAGAAGGUAUCUUUGAGCCAUCUGCACCCAACCCUAUACGAGACCCGAGGAUCCCCUUCGACGCCAAUCCAUAUCAUCAACCAGUAUCUACACCAUCACCCUCGUAUCCGUACUCGGCGCACUACCAGUCACCCGCCGAAAUGCAUUCUCGCAGGACCACGCGAGAUCCUACGCGCCUACCUCGUCUCAGCCAUGAAGACACAACAUUAUCAUCCGAGAGUGGUCAUAGUGGCCAAGGAUUGCCCACGUCCUGUUAUCCAGAGCAGACUUUACCCACAGAUCCAAGUAAGACAAUGCGCAUGCUUCCACAACCCGUGCCUAGCAUAGGACCAUCGCCCUCGCCGUUAGAUCGACCUGUUCAGUCUAUGCAGCCUUCACAUUUUCCACACCUUGCCCAUGAUUAUCGGACGCAGGGUCCACUUGCAGUCCUAGUAAGAGCAGGGGAAUUGGCGUCACGAGUAGUAGAUGACGAUGCGAUGGAGACCGCAGUUUCGCCUUAA